AUGGGGCGUCGUGGAAAGCCGCUGAAGAAACAGGCGACAACACCACCCGUGACUGUGAGAGUUUUCUCACAACUCUUAAUUAAGGGAGAACCUGAAGCAACAAAGGAAGGACAAGGAAUCGUUAUACAACUGGUGACAACUUUCACAUCGUGUGUGAGUGAGAAGCAAUCAGAAACACUGGAACCAAUUGAAGAAGAGGAAAGGGAAAAGAUGGAAGAAGAAGAUGAAGAUGAAGCCAAGCCAAAACAACCGUGGGUUGAUAUUGUCAGAGGUAAUUGUCUUUCUUCGAAUGGAUUAGAUCUUGAAUAUCAUGCUCCUACCAUAGUGGAUGGGGAAAUGGAAGUGAUUAUUGAGGAACAUGAUGUAAUAUCGAAAAGGAAAUUAUGGGAAAAUGGAUUAAUCAUGUAUACCCUAGGAAGAGAUUUAACGGUGAAUGUUGUUAAGAAAUACAUGAUUAGUACAUGGAAUUUUGUAGCGCUGCCUGACUUGUAUUAUAAUGAUGAGGGAUACUUCAUUAUUAGGUUUAAAUCGAAACGGGAUAGAGAUCAUGUGUUAAGAAAAGGCCCCUAUACUAUUUUCAGACAACCCAUGUUUUUACAUGAAUGGAAUCCAUAUUUUCCAAUGAAAGAUUAUAUGAUGAGGCUGGUUCCUAUGUGGAUAACACUGCCGCAACUAACUAUACUAUUUUGGGGAGAAGUUAAUUAA
Vicia faba (fava bean) is the source of this 705-nucleotide messenger RNA. The record is from the annotation of a GenBank genome assembly. Lineage: Eukaryota; Viridiplantae; Streptophyta; Magnoliopsida; Fabales; Fabaceae.